ACUGGUUAGAGAUAGACAAGAGUCGAUGGAAUUCAAGGGAAGUUGGACUUUGUUUCCUUGUGGCUACAUAAAGAUGCUAGGCUGAUUCCUCUGUUGACUCCGCCCCGGGUUCUGCCAUCUGUUCUCCUACAGGUUGAUUAUUUUGAAGAGAGAUGAGUUUUUACAAAGACUGGACCUUCACGCAGACUGAGUGGGGAGGGCUCUCUUCACGGCAAUCUCUUUCCUUCCAGGAGAUGUUUGGCUACAAGACCCACGGCUUCCGGAGGGCCCUGUGCCUGGCUGGCUACAUCCUGUCCUGCGGAGGCCUCCUGCUUCUCUUCCACUGGAAACCCGAGUGGGACGUCUGGGCCAACUGCCAGCCCUGCAGCUUGGAAGAGGCCGACGUGGUGCUGCUCAGAACCACAGAUGAAUUUCAGAUUUGCACCCAGAAAAAGGUGACCUGGACCCCUUUGUCUGCCCACUUGAAACCCAGCUCUCUUGCCACGGACGACGAGGAGGAGUCCCUCCUGAACAAGGUCAUCGUGAAAUCAGACUUCAAGCUACGGUCCCUCCAGGUGCAGAAGAUCCGCUACGCCUGGGACUUCUCUGCUCGAGAGUUUCGGAAGGUUGGAGUCCUGGAGGACCACCACAGUUGCCUGGAGAUGCAUGCCAAGUUUGGGGCAGGGCUGACAAGCCCCGAGCAGGAACUCAGGAGAGAAAUCUGUGGCCCCAACGCCAUCGACAUUGAAGUCACACCGAUCUGGAAGCUGCUGGUCAAGGAGGUUCUCCAUCCAUUUUACAUCUUCCAAGUCUUCAGCGUCUGCCUGUGGUUUGCAGAGAACUACACGGAGUAUUCUGUGGCCAUAAUCAUCAUGUCCCUCCUUUCCAUUUCACUCACUGUGUAUGACCUCAGAAAGCAAUCCGUGAAGUUGCACCAGCUGGUGGAAUCCCAUAAUAGUGUCCUGGUCAAGGUGUUCAGCAAACAGACAGGCAUCCAGGAGGUGGAAUCCCGCCAUUUGGUGCCCGGGGACACCCUGAUUCUGGACGAGGGCAGAAGCCUGCUGCCUUGCGAUGUCCUCCUGCUCAAUGGCCAGUGCGUCGUGGAUGAAGGCAUGCUGACGGGGGAGAGCCUUCCCGUCACCAAGACCAGCCUGAGCCGUGAUUGCAAGAGCGCCCAGCCGUGGCAUCUCAGCUCCGCGGAGGACAGCAAGAGGCACCUCCUGUUCUGCGGGACGGACGUCAUCCAGGCGAGGGGAGACGACGGCGGACCAGCAAGGGCUGUCGUGCUGAGGACCGGUUUCAACACAGCCAAGGGAGACCUGGUGAGGUCCAUCCUGUAUCCUAAGCCCAUGAACUUCCGCCUCUACCGGGAUGCCAUGCAGUUUCUCUUGUGUCUCUUCGUGAUGGCUGGCAUUGGAAUGGUCUACGCUGUCUGUGUCUUUGUAAUCAAUGGGCAAGAGGCAGGUGAGGUGGUGAAGAAAGCCCUGGACGUCAUCACGAUCGCCGUGCCCCCAGCUCUGCCUGCCGCUCUGACCACAGGCAUCAUCUACACCCAGAGGAGGCUGAAGAAAAAGGGGAUUUUUUGCAUCAGUCCCCAGAGGAUUAACGUAUGCGGCCAGCUGAACCUCAUCUGCUUCGACAAGACAGGCACCCUCACUGAAGAUGGGCUGGACCUCUGGGGCAUCGUCUUGGCUGAAGGAAAGAGCUUCCAGAAGGUCCAUCGCUUCUCUUCUGGCCAGCUGAUGUCCUGGGGCCCGGCGUAUGCAGCCAUGGCCUGCUGCCAUUCCUUGAUGGUCCUGGACGGGAAGAUUCAGGGGGAUCCGCUGGACCUCAAGAUGUUUGAGGCAACUCACUGGGAACUUGUGGACUCCGUUGAGUGGGAAGGAGGACCAGCAAAUGUUCUGAUGGUCAGACCGGGACCUGAAGCUGCGGAGGCGCCUGUCAAGGGCCUGGCGGUCCUUCGGCAGUUCCCCUUCUCUUCAGCCCUGCAACGGAUGACGGUGGUGGCCCAGGAGUUCCCCGGGGACAGCCAGGUCUUCAUGAAGGGCGCCCCAGAGAUGGUGGCCAGUUUCUGCCAGCCAGAGACAGUGCCCCCCAGCUUUGCCCGCAAGCUCCAGGGCUGCACUUCCCAGGGCUUCCGUGUCAUUGCGCUGGCGCACAAACGUCUGCAGGAAGGAAGACCGGUCACCUCCCUGACCAGGGAAGAGGUGGAGUCCGGCCUGACCUUCCUGGGCCUGCUGGUCAUGGAGAACCGCCUGAAGAGCGAGACCAGGCCGGUCCUGCAGGAGCUCAGCCAGGCCCGCAUCCAGAGCGUGAUGGUCACAGGUGACAACCUUCAGACCGCGAUCACUGUGGCCAGGAGCGCAGGCAUGAUCCCCCACGGCAACCGGGUGAUCCUGGUGGAAGCCAGUGCCCAGCCAGGCCAGCCCUCGGCCUCCGUCAGCUGGCAAGAGCUGGAGGAGCCCAGCCAGGAAGGCAGCAGCAGAGCAGAGAUGGUGGUUCUGGAGCCGGAGGGAGACCCUCCGCCCGCCAGGGACCGUGGCUUCCACUUCUGCCUCAGUGGGAGCUCCUACGAGGUCUUCAGCCAGCACUUUGGGCAGCUCCUCCCGCAGCUGCUCCUGAACGGGACGGUCUUUGCCCGGAUGUCUCCUGCUCAGAAGGCCCACCUGGUGCAACAGUUCCAGCAGCUUGACUACUACGUGGGCAUGUGUGGAGACGGGGCCAACGACUGUGGGGCCCUGAAGGAGGCUCACGCGGGGAUCUCCCUCUCCGAGCAGGACGCCUCGGUGGCCUCCCCCUUCACCUCCAAGGUCCCCACCAUCGAGUGCGUGCCAGAACUGAUCAGGCAUGGCCGGUCUGCCCUGGUCACCUCCUUCUGCAUGUUCAAGUACAUGGCCCUCUUCAGCCUGGCCACCUACAUUGGCGUUCUCCUGCUCUACUGGCAACUAAACUCCUUCGCGAAUUACCAGUUCCUCUUCCAAGACCUGGCCAUCACCACCGUCAUUGGGAUGACAAUGAGCCUGAACGGGCCCCACCCCGGGCUGGCGCCCUAUCGGCCCCCCACGCAGCUGCUGGCCCCUCCGCUGCUGCUCUCCGUGGUGCUGAACCUCCUCUUCAGCCUGGCAGUGCAGCUCUGUGGCUUCCUGAUGGUGCAGCAGCAGCUCUGGUACUCCCCCAACGACAUCCACAGUGCCUGCUCCCCUGAGAACGCCACUCACCGGCCAAGCCCUGGGCCCCAAGCCCCCCUGCCCCCCAGGGAUGGCUUCCAGAGCUACGAGAACACCAGCGUGUGGCUCCUUUGCACCCUCAACUGCCUGACGGUGGCCCUGGUCUUCUCCAAGGGGAAGCCCUUCCGGGAGCCUGUUUACAAAAACUACCUCUUCAUGGUGGUCCUGACGGUGCAGCUGGCCAUCUGCCUCUUCUUCCUCUUUGCCAACUUCGAGGGACUCUACGCCCAGAUGGAACUAGUGUGCACCCCCACCCUCUGGAGAAUCUGGCUCCUUGGGCUGCUGCUGGUCGCCUUCAUCGCCUCCUUUGCCGUGGAGGAAUGGCUGAUAGAGAACCGGGCGCUCUGGCAGUGGAUCAAGAGGGCCGUGGGGUACCAGUCCAGCAGCCGCUACAAGCAGCUCCAGCGGGCCCUGCAGGAGGACCCGGCCUGGCCCCCCAGCGACAGGACAGACGUCUCGAGCUCCACGGUCGUCCCCCUCAAAGGACCGGGCCCUGCCUACUCCAACCCGGCCUUCGUCAGCCACGAGCAGCCGUGCCACAAACGCUGAGGCCGGGUCUCUGCUGGCAGCACGCCUGGCCCGACCUCAAGGCACUGGCCCUGGAUGCCCCUUGGCACCUGCCCUGUGGGGGCAUUGAGAGCAGCUGGGAGAUGCCUAGCAGGGGGUCAGCAGUGGGGAGGCAGGAGCAGGGAGGGAAGCCCCCCUGGGAGCCUGGGAAGGAGCUGUGGGAGGGGCGGUGAUGGAGCAGUUGUAUGGAGGGUCCCAAAGGGAUCAGAUGUGGGGAAGGUCCCCUAAGACCCUGCCCUGUUAAGUCACAAGGAUGCCCCACAUCCUGGGGAGGGGAGGGGGCUUGCUCCAGCAGCUUCUUCUGGGCAGCCCUGGGCCAAAGAGGGCCUGGAAGGGGCCGCAGCUGCUUCAGCUCCCCCUGCCCCAAACCCAGGGACAGCCUUCCUCGCCCUUCUGCCCUCCAGAUGCUUGCAGCUGCCAAAGGGUCGUGUGUGAAGGCAGCUUCUCUGCCAGCCCUUCGCUCCUCGGAUCUGGCCCAGCUUCCUGCUCCCUUCCCCACCCAGGCGCCCCUCUUUCUUUCCUUCCCAUCCUUCGCCAGCAGGGGUCUCUCCUGCCUUUCUCAAGGCCCAGAAAGUCCCCCCCAUUUCCCCCUAUUGGGGUGUCUGAGGAAUCUCCAGGGUCCUUUGUGGGACCCUCAUCUCUCCUGGUAGAAACAGGCAGCUGCAGUGAUGGAUUCUGCCCAGCAGGGGUCAGUCUUUCCCUGUGCUCUGGGGGCCUCUAGUGGUCCCCUUGGGCAUUGCAGGGGCAGGUUGCUGAAAUCUGGAAGUUGCUGCUACUAUUUUGUUUACACUGAUUUUUGUUUAAAUGUUGGGGUCCAGUGGGGGCCUGCCUGCUGGCGAUGAUGACGAAGAUGACAGAGUGGUCUGCUUAAAGGAGCAGAUCCGGGGCGGCCAUCCUGGUCCUUUUCCCAGAACUUCAUCUUUCUUUAACAUUUUCUGUUCCGAGAACAGCCGAGAAAGAGCUCCCCCCCCCGCUUUAAUUAAA
Crotalus tigris (Tiger rattlesnake) is the source of this 4757-nucleotide messenger RNA. RefSeq names its product probable cation-transporting ATPase 13A4. NCBI's taxonomy places the organism in Eukaryota, Metazoa, Chordata, Lepidosauria, Squamata, Viperidae. Gene Ontology annotation, cellular component: late endosome membrane. Gene Ontology annotation, molecular function: ATPase-coupled monoatomic cation transmembrane transporter activity; ATP binding; ATP hydrolysis activity. The transcript has 29 exons. The record is from RefSeq and is a predicted model, not a curated record. Gene Ontology annotation, biological process: intracellular calcium ion homeostasis; polyamine transmembrane transport. The coding region runs from base 153 to 3755 and encodes 1200 amino acids.